GAAGCUAUGCCCCAGACAUCUGUGGUCUUCUCCAGCAUCCUUGGGCCCAACUGUAACAGACAGGUGCAGCCUGGCAUGGGGGAGAGAGGAGGUGGGGCCAGCAGCGGCUCCAAGGACCUCAUUUUUCAAGAUGGACGCCUCACUUCUGGGUCCUUGGAGGCCUUGAUGGAGCAUCUGGUUCCAACUGUGGACUAUUAUCCUGAUCGGACAUACAUCUUCACGUUUCUCCUGAGUUCCCGGGUCUUCAUGCCCCCUCAUGACCUUCUGGCUCGAGUAGGGCAGAUCUGCCUGGAGCAGAGGCAACAGCUAGAGGCUGGGCCUGAGAAGUCCCAGGAACCACUCUGGACCCAAAGGUGUACUCAGGUCUGGAUAGGAGAGUGGGAGCUGAAAGUCAGAAAUAGACCUAGAUGUGAGAUGGGGAUCUUGUGUGGUGGUGGUGGCAGCCUCACUGUCAAUCCACUACAGUACCUGAUGCAGCCCCGACCCUCACAGGAGAAUGGCACAGUGAAGAAAGCCAUUGCCCAAAUGAUACAAAGCUUGCUGCUGUCCCUGGCUGCCCGAAGUCAGCUCCAAGAGCUUCGGGAGAAGCUCCGGUCACCCGUUGUGGACAAAGGGCCUGUCCUUAAGGCCAAGCCACCAGCUGCCCAGAAAGACAUCCUGGGUGUGUGCAGCGACCCCCUGGUGCUGGCCCAGCAGCUGACUCACAUUGAACUGGAACGGGUCAACAGCAUCCGCCCUGAGGACCUGAUGCAGAUCAUCAGCCACAUGGACUCUCUGGACAAUCACAGGGUGGUAAAGAAGAAACACCGGACCCGCAUGCUGGAGUUCUUCAUUGAUGUGGCCCGAGAGUGUUUCAACAUCGGGAACUUCAACUCUAUGAUGGCCAUCAUAUCUGGCAUGAACCUCAGCCCAGUGGCACGGCUGAAGAAAACGUGGUCCAAAGUCAAGACAGCCAAGUUUGAUGUCUUGGAGCAUCACAUGGACCCCUCCAGCAACUUCUGCAACUACCGGACAGCCCUGCAGGGGGCGACACAGAGGUCCCAGACAGCCAACAGCAGCCGUGAGAAGAUUGUCAUCCCCGUGUUCAACCUCUUCGUUAAGGACAUCUACUUUCUACACAAAAUCCACACCAACCACCUGCCCAAUGGGCACAUUAACUUCAAAAAAUUUUGGGAAAUUUCCAGACAGAUCCACGAGUUCAUGACAUGGACACAGGUAGAAUGUCCCUUUGAGAAGGACAAGAAGAUUCAGAGUUACGUGCUCACGGCGCCCAUCUACAGCGAGGAAGCUCUCUUCAUCGCCUCCUUUGAAAGUGAAGGUCCUGAGAAUCACAUGGAGAAGGACAGCUGGAAGGCACUCAGGACCACUCUCCUUAAUAGAGCCUGAGGACACGGCCUGCAGAUGCCAGAUGAAGCAGAAAACACGAAUCUUGGUGACAUUGCGACAGAUGCAGGAUAAGAGCAGUGAGGCCUCACUGGCUGGGGUCCAUUUUGUAUAUAACUUUUAUGAAAAAGAAGAUGGUAAUUAUCUCACGCAUCAGCCUUUGGCGCUUACACAGUCCUUUUUUUGUUGUUGUUGUUGUUAUUUAUUUUAAACGGGGCAGGGCCCUGUUUUGGGGAGGGGCGGGAAAGAGUAUCAUGGGAGAUGGUAACCAUGGUAACAUCUUAUUCUAAUGAAAUGUAGAUUUUUAUUUUCUACUUUUGAUGAUUAACAUCCUAUAAAAAAAAUUUUAAGAGAACCCAACCAAAACNAAUGUGAGCCCUGCCUGCUCGGACGCCUCUCCAGCCAGUGUCUCUGAUGUUGGGGUUAGUGCCUUAGAGGGUACUGGGAGUCCAGCCUUCCUGUUCCAUUGUUGGAACUGAAGCCAACUCUGUCCUGUGCCACAAGGAGCCCACCCUCAGCAGCCUGGGCCACCAGGUUCCCACAGGAAGGGCUGGAGUGGCCAGGAAGUCUCGUGUGCACACUUCUGGAAGGGAACCUUUACAUACGGGCUUUCCAAAGUUUACAUUUUCAUUUUCCUUUAUCAGGGAUUUAUGGGGUUGGGAGGGGACAAGGGGAUGCCUGACAGCAUAUUUUCUGUGAGAAUAUGUUUGGCAAGUCGUUCUUCAAUUGUGGUUUAGAAGGGAAAAAAAAAAAAAAAGAAAGAAAGAAAAACCACCACCACCAACCCGACUCUGCCAAUCUAGGGAGGGUAUUGUAGUGUUGUCAGUCUUCCGGGCGCAGAGGCACUGCAGGGAAGAAAACACAAAAAAGACGCAAGGAUGGCAAGGCUGUCUGAAGCUGGUACACAAAGAGAAGGAAAAGAAACAUGGCUAUGUGGCAGACAGUCUCCCCUCCCUCUGGUAGGAGCCCCCCCCCUGCCCCAUGGGUAUCUGAAACUCAAUUAGCCAGGCAGCCCCCACCACCAAAGCACUUCCNGAUCAAAGUGUCUAACACGGAGCAGUGUAUUUCUGAUCCAAACAGGGGAUUGCGGUUCAUCUUUCCUGUCUGACUUCCCUGCGUGAACCCUGGGUCCUGGGUGGGAUGGCUCUGUCCCUCAGACAGCUGGAGACAUCUACACUGAUUUGCUUGGCUUGGGUGGGAGCUGCCUGUCUAGAGGCCCAGUAUGGAAUGGUUGGUCCCAUUCCCAGAGCUUCUUUGGAUGGUCUGGAGAUUAUCAGCCAGGCCAUAGGGAGGUGGGCGAUGGCCACCCUCAGCCUCGGGGAGCNGAGUAGCUACACUGUAUUGUCAGUGUGUUUGCACUUUUCAGACCUUCUAGCUGGUACAGAUUGUAUAUUGAUAGUACAUAUCGAUUUGUUUAUGUCUUUGAGAUAAAGACUGGAAACUUGAGAAUAUAUAUAUUUGGAAUAUAAUGUUAGAGCAUUUUUUUCUGUACAUGUGUUAAGAGCCUUCAGUCCAUGUGUGCUUCAGGGGUCACCGGUUCCAGUAUCUUCUUGAGAAAGUGUCUACAUUGCUCUUUUAUUGCCCCCAAUUUGAUACACCCUCCAUUUGAUGUUUUGGUAUUUGGAGUUGAUCUCUGAUCUAAAGCUGUACCAUACGCAGGAUGUCAGUUGUGGUGUGACUGAAUGUACUUGCAUCAAUAAAAGAACAUGUUGCUCUUC
This is a messenger RNA of Mus caroli (Ryukyu mouse), 3101 nucleotides long. Lineage: Eukaryota; Metazoa; Chordata; Mammalia; Rodentia; Muridae. The record is from RefSeq and is a predicted model, not a curated record.